AUGCCGCAUAAUCCGUUUCUCGUACCUCCCCGGACCUCGAGCAUCAAUGUCGGUACCGGCGACAUUGGCAGCAACAACAGGAGGGACCCCAGGACUCGCUCCAUGCACAAGGCCCAGAAAAUUCUAGGAACGACAGAUAUUGCCCUCGAUAGCGAUUACCACAGACGGUCCGAUAAGAGAACGAGCAGAAGUGCCGGAUAUCUGAAUGCACGGGGAAGCAAACAGAGGAUCGACGAAGAAGAUGGGUUACGGCCUGCGAGUCUUCGAAUCCAGUCGUCUUCGCCGCAACUUGGUCAGGAGUACCGAGACCCAGCUGAUUCGACUUCGACGCUUGCCCAGCUGUCCAGGAAGCUACACCUACCUGGCUCAUCUUCUGGCUUGAACUCUCGGUCCGGCUCUCGAGGCAAUACUGCCGAUUCGAGCACCAGCCCCGGCAUGGGUCAUGGUGUGGCUACGGAUAGUUGGACCAACCCGGAUAGCGGUCUUAACCCAGCGUUCAAACAGCCCAAAGGACCGAUGAAGGACUCGAAACGGAAGACGCGGCCCCCAAGGAUUGACCUCUCUUUGCUGUUUCCCAAACCUCAAACAGCUUCCACGAAUCUUCUAUCACCGCAACGCAUGGUAACAUCACCGUCUGCCGUCUCCUUCACCUCCGAAAUCACUGCUGAGAACUCUACACUCAAGGCACACAAAUCGGAAAGCCGUCUAGCUGGGAAGAAACUUACAAAGGCACCCCCACGACCAAGAGCAUUGAGUCGUCCAGAAGUCAAUUCACAACCUCUCGAUGAACUCUUGAGUCCAUUAGAACCAGUUCGCCCGCCAUCCGUGUGCAAUAAUCCUUCCAUGGAGAGGACAGUGCGCACCACCGAUAUGGACCGGGCAUUGAUGAAGAACCUCGACGCCGCACCGACCCCGCGAUCCCCGGAGCGUGCGUUUCAUUACAACCAGAAGAACUUUAGUCGCGGCAGGGAACAGCUCCUGCGGAGUGAUUCUAGUUUUGCGACAGCCAGGUCUGGAGAAUCGGCACAUUCGUCUCAGCGGACCUUGCGAGACCCUGCGUUGACCAGGAAACAAAAGGUCGGCAGCGAAAUGGGCCUCUCAUCAUUCCAGUUUGGUUUGCGCGAUGGAAUCCCUCGAAGUAAGGGCAAUCCCAUGUCCAAGAAGGGGAGCAAGAGCACUCUGAAGAACCGGGACUUGACUACUUCGAGUGUGCUGUGUCUUUCCUCCUCCGAUGACGAAGACGAAGAGCCACAACCUGUCAAGCCUCAAUUCAAAACGGCCAAAAACAGGAGGGAUAGCGUCAGUACUUAUGGAGGCUACGAGGCUGAGAUAUGCACUGCUGCUGCUGCGCACACUAUCAGAGGGACAUUGAGGAGCGUGGAGCGGCCCUCAUCGAGCAACACCAAGGGUUCGCGUGCAAGCUCCAAACACCUUCGAGCUCCAUCGUCGGCACACGGUAAUACCCGACCACGUCGUUCAAGCGGUGUCCCUGCCAUCCUUGAGCCUGAAUUCCUGCACAGCGAUCCCAUUUUCGACCAAACGAAGACGCAGACAAAAGCCUCGGAACUGUCCCAGAAAGAAAUGAAUAGAAGGAGCCGCGUCAUGGCUGUGACUAGACAGGAAGAGCGCCUGCUUGAUCUCAUGAGACAGCGACAUGGCAAGAUCACACCGAGCAUCUUCAACGAGAACUUGGAAGCCGACCGUCGGUCAAUGUUCUCAAACUUCUCCGGCCCUUCCCGGAAUUCGUAUUAUUCCCCAGACACCUCGUUUCUACGCCUCAGCGCUAGUAUCGCCCCCGACUCAGCACGUGCAAGCCAAAUCACGAUGAAAUAUAAGGAUACUGGCGCCUUGACUCCCACAGCCACAGCAUCCGACUCUGAAGAGACUGCUACAAAGUCUAUGCCGUCGCCGCAAACGAGCCUAUACUCAAAGAGCCUGCCUUCCCCUGCUACUAGUGCCACUGCUGCAUCCCCUAUCACGCCUACCCUUCCUCUUCACCGCUUCUCGCCCUUACCGUCCCAAAAGCCUCCCCCGCGUCUACCCCCACCUCCCGUUCCCGAUCUUCAAAGAAGCCAUUCUAGAAGGCGUACGGAUAGCAGCGGCGCGAUUGUCCUGGAGAACACCGCAGAGGAUGCAAGACAAAGCGGCGAGUUUCCUCUCUGGGCACUAGGGUGGGCUAACGACAACAACAACCUGACCGCGGUGCAUUGA
Molecule: messenger RNA, 2211 nt
Organism: Aspergillus mulundensis
Lineage: Eukaryota; Fungi; Ascomycota; Eurotiomycetes; Eurotiales; Aspergillaceae
Exons: 1
Coding region: 1-2211 (736 amino acids)
Source: RefSeq, a predicted model, not a curated record